Messenger RNA from Lingula anatina, 2380 nucleotides. Its product is annotated as alkylglycerol monooxygenase. Gene Ontology annotation, molecular function: glyceryl-ether monooxygenase activity; iron ion binding. The record is from RefSeq and is a predicted model, not a curated record. Gene Ontology annotation, cellular component: endoplasmic reticulum. Gene Ontology annotation, biological process: lipid biosynthetic process. Lineage: Eukaryota; Metazoa; Brachiopoda; Lingulata; Lingulida; Lingulidae.
CUAUCAACACAACACCCGCAAGAUGACGGCUUUUAUGAAGGUGCCUAUGUCCACUGGGAUUAGGUGGCUGUUUUAUGCCGUUACACCUAAUGAAACGUCAUUUGAAAAUGUUGAUGAUGUCCCUCGUUACAUCGAGGAUGCUGUUCCAUUCUUUGUAUUUGCUGUUGCCUUGGAAGUGGUGGUCGGGCUGUUAACAGGCAAGCAGGUUUUACGGAUAAACGAUGCCAUUACUUCAGCUGGAGCUGGCUUAAUUUCACUUUUACCAUUGUUAUUGAUGAGAGGAAUUGAAAUAACUGGAUAUGUUUGGGUACAUGAAAGAUUCUGUCUCUAUGAACUGCCGUGGAACUCUGCCUGGACUUGGUGGCUGUGCUUCAUUGCUGUUGACUUCGGCUAUUACUGGUUUCAUAGAAUGGCACAUGAGGUCAACUUUAUGUGGGCAUCCCACCAGACUCACCACAGUGCUGAGGACUACAACCUGAGCACAGCUUUGAGACAGUCAAUUUUGCAGAGGUACCUCUCUUGGAUAUUUUAUUUGCCUUUAGCGUUGUGUGUCCCACCGUCCAUAUAUCUUAUGCAUGUUGAAUUUAAUACAAUUUAUCAGUUUUGGAUUCAUACUCUGAUGAUAAAAUCCUUAGGGCCCCUCGAGUGGAUUUUGAACACCCCAAGUCACCAUCGAGUUCACCAUGGCAGGAAUCCAUACUGUAUAGACAAAAACUAUGCUGGGACUCUAAUAAUUUGGGACCGUCUGUUCGGAACCUUCCAGGCUGAGAAUGAGGAGGUGGUGUACGGACUCACACACCCAAUCAACACAUUUAACCCUAUAGAAGCACAGUUUGGUUAUGUAAAAUAUUUGUGGAGCAGAUUAUGGGAAUUUGACAAUCUAAGUGACAAGGUCUCAUCCCUAGUUAAAGGACCAGGUUGGGCACCUGGUAAACCUAGGCUUGGGAACAUAGAAGACAUUCCAAAGGUAAAGGCACCUGUAAAGAAGUAUGACAGUGGACUGCCUUUGUCAUUGAGUUUAUUUGUGCUGAGUCAUUAUUUGCUGGUUUUGAUUGGUUACCAGGAACUGGUAGCUAGGAAAAGUGGAUUAAGUCAACUAAAUGUUGCAUGUUUCAUUGCUUACAUUGUGCUGUCUCUGACGUGUUUUGGAGCACUAUUUGAUAACAGAUAUUAUGCGCCUUUCCUGGAGUGUUUUCGCUGUGUGCUGUUUGUUGCUUGUGAUCUUUACCUCACGAGGGGCAGGUUGGAGGAGCGUCCAGUCUGGCAGCACUUGAUCCAGUGGUAUUUUCUGUUUUCUGCAUGUCUCUGGGGUCUGCAGGCUGUAAGGAUGCUCAUGAGUCCAAAGAAUGAAAAAGAACAGCAAAAACAGAGUUGAAAUAGUAGUGUUUCAUGGUCCUGUACCCAGUAUGCUUUAUUUUAAAACAUGUUAGUCAUUUUUCAAACCUGUUGUACUGGUAAUUAAGGUCAGAAUAAGAAAAAAUAAGUGUAAAUUGAAUUAAAUUAGCAUCCAGACAAAGUUUGAUUUACACUGAAUAAAAAGAUGCACUACUGGCUAUAAUAUAUGACACAUGAUGUGAUUUAUUGUCUGCAGCCAGAGGUAUGUCACAAAGAUGUUGUAUAUUAAUAUUCAUUACCAUAUACUCUGCUGAAAUUUACUAAGUAUUACUGUCAUGUAUAACGUACCUAGCAUAACAGCGCUCAUGAUUUCUCAAGUGACUGGUGAUAAUUGUCAUAUUCUAUGAAUCAUCAAGUACAGUGCCAAAUUUACAGAAUAUUGUCAUUUCCUUUGAUAGUUUUUACUUUGGUGUUUAAUCACAUUCAUAUGGGGUUAUUAGAUAACAGAUGAUAGAUGCAGUGUUUCCAAUCACAUAUAAUUGAUAUCAUUACUGUUGGUUAUUCUCUUUGAGGUUUUCAUAUAGAAGAAAUGUCUUACUCAGUUAUCAAUAUAAAUUUUUAGUGGUUUAGUUGGUCUUUCUUAAUUUAAUUAAUUUUUUUACCACUGAUAAAGAAGUUAAUGGUUGUGUCCUUGUGUGCUAUAUGGUACACAGGCCUGUAGCCAGUAAUUUUAUUAUUUUGAAAAAGUGGAGCUUUUACUUAUUGCUAUCAACUUUUACUUAUUUCCCCCCCCCCCUCUCCCCCUUGGCUACGGGCCUGGAAUUACAUGCUUGAUCAAGAAUUCUAAAUUGUUGGGGUUGUUAUAUUUACAUCAGGUGCCAUUAUGAGCAUAAACAUCAUAAAAAUUAUAUAUCCACCAGUUUUUAGUACGACAAAUUUCAUGUUUAAACAUUGGAGCACAAUUGCUUGUCAUUGCUCACAAUUGUAUUAAAAUAUGUUUAUUUUUGUAAAAUCAGUGAUAAAAUGUGUAAAUUUAUAUUUCUAA